AUGCAUCUUUUGUCAUUCUGUCGGACGGUGGAAGUUGUCAUAUUGGAUAGAAAUGACAGUCCCCCGGAGUUCAAAAACACACCAGCAGCGUACACGGCGUCCGAGGAUCUCACUCCUGGCCAGAUUAUUGCAAGGAUCACGGCAGAGGACCCCGACACCAUCGGAACGAUUACAUACAGCAUACAGUCAAAUGAUGCGACGCCAUUUUUGUUGGAUAGACUGACCGGAGAUCUAAGCCUGAAGGAGCCCUUGGAUAGAGAAACGACGUCAGAAUAUGAAGUAGUCAUUCGGGCUGAUGAUGGAAUGCAGUUUACAGAUGUGACAGUCGUUAUACAGGUGACGGACACAAACGAUAAUCCACCUGUGUUCAAAGAGAGCGCGUACUCCUUCGACAUAGCAGAGAACGCAGCGCGAGGCUCCGUAGUUGGCACUGUGGCGGCCAUCGACCCCGACGCCGGCCCCAACGCCCAGUUGACAUACACCGUGAUCUCUGACUGGGCUAAUGAUAUCUUCUCGCUCAACCCGCAGACCGGCGUCUUUACAUUGACAGCUAGGCUUGAUUAUGAAGAGACACCACACUAUAUAUUAGUGACACAGGCACAAGACAACGGACAGCCAUCACUUUCAGGAACGGUUACGAUAUAUAUAAAUGUCAUUGACCUUAAUGACAAUGCCCCUAUAUUCGACCCUAUGAGCUUUUCCAAUGAGAUCCUGGAAAAUGUACCGGUUGGAACCUCUGUGGUAACAGUUAGCGCCACUGAUUUAGAUUCAGGUUGGAAUGGAAAAUUGGCAUACAGUAUCACUUCAGGAGACGAAAACAAUGAUUUUACUAUUACUUCCAACGGCACAAUCCAUACUGCAAGCCUUUUAGACCGAGAAAAGAUAUCCAUGUACAACCUUAUAGUGAUUGCUAAGGAUUUGGCAAAACCGCCAGAACCCCAGCUCUCAUCAACUGUUCAGGUUACGAUACAAUUAAAGGAUGUAAACGAUAUGGCACCAGAGUUUUUAAGUCCUAAUUCUACAGCUGUUUCCGAGAACAUACCUUUAAACACUGUGAUUAUGACAAUAAAAGCAAUUGACAAAGAUGAAGGAAGAAAUGGAUAUGUUGAGUACUUCAUGGAUUCCGAUCCAGAAAUUAAUGGCUACUUCUCCUUAGGCAAUGUGGAUGGUAUCUUACGAGCUACAGGGAAACUUGAUCGGGAACUAAAGUCAUCUUAUACGAUUACCGUGAAAGCAAAAGACAGGGGAGAUCCUCCACAAAUUACGUCAACUAAAAUUGAUAUCAAAAUUCUUGACGAGAAUGAUAACAGCCCGGUGUUUGAUCCAAAACAGUACAGUGCUUCAGUGCCAGAGAAUGCUAGUAUAGGUGCUAGUGUUUUACAAGUGUCUGCAACAGAUAUAGAUGAAGACGCAAAUGGUAGAGUUAGAUAUUCAAUAGAUUAUGGAGAUGAUAAUAGAGAUUUUAGUAUAAGUGAAGAUACAGGCAUUGUACGAGUUGCAAAGAAUUUGAACUUUGAGCGAAAAUCUCGUUAUAUUCUUACGAUAAGAGCGGAAGAUUGUGCUAAAGAUGAUGUUAGAUUCGAUACAGCAGAACUAUCAAUAUCAUUGCAGGAUAUAAAUGAUAAUCCGCCAACAUUUUUAGAUUCUCCUUAUUUAGCUAAUGUUAUGGAAAAUGUUAUCCCACCCAACGGUGGCUUUAUAUUAACAGUUCAUGCUUAUGAUGCUGAUUCGCCGCCUUUUAAUAACCAAGUACGUUACUUUAUAAAGGAAGGCGACGCAGACCUAUUUAAAAUUAAUGCGUCUUCCGGUCAAAUAUCUUUACUGAGAACUUUGGAUCGAGAGGCUCAAGAUGAAUAUACAUUAUCGUUGGUUGCCAUGGAUACAGGUUCACCUCCUUUGACGGGUUCGGGCACGGUGAAAGUAAUUGUACAAGAUGUCAACGAUAAUAGUCCUGAUUUCGAAAGACAAGAUUAUAAAGCUCAUAUCAAAGAGAAUUCACCACCAGGAACCUUUAUAUUAGGUCCAAAAGCAAUUGAUAUUGAUAUAGAAAAUAAUGCUAAAAUUCGUUAUAGCCUUCUUGGGGAUAAAUCCGAACGAUUUUCCAUCAAUUCCAAGACAGGAACAAUUAUGACAAAUGAAACUUUGGAUAGAGAAGAGUGGGAAGUCUAUUAUUUAAUAGUAAUGGCUCAGGAUUCAUCAACGACGGACCCAAGGACAGCAACUGCCAACGUUACAAUAAUUGUAGAUGAUGAAAAUGAUAAUACUCCGACGUUUACCCAAAAGACCUAUGAAGUAUUUAUUUCCGAAAAAACAAAACCUAACGACUUUGUUUUUGGUGUUAAGGCUAAAGAUAAUGAUAUCGGACUAAAUAAAAAAAUUGUAUAUGAUUUAAAAGGUGAACACAAGAACUUAUUUAAUAUCAACCAGCAAACUGGCGUUAUUAAAGCCAUGGAAGAUCUUAGUAAAUAUAACGACAGAUCUAGAGGAUUAGCUGCUUUCAAUCUUGUAAUAGUUGCUACAGACAGUGGAACUGUACCGCAACAGAGUACGGCAGAUUUGAUCUUAAUUCCAAAAUCAGGUAAAAACUUUCCACAAUUUACUAUAACAAAUAAAAUGACAUUCACUUUUCCUGAAGAUACACCAGAAGGCGUUUUAGUAACACGUCUAUCAGCAACUUCGCCCAAAAAAGGAGCCCUUGGUUUAUUACAAUAUUCUGUAGCAGGAGGUAAUGUAGGAGAUGCACUUAGAGUUGAGCCAAUAAGUGGCGAAGUGUUUAUCACUGGAAAAGGGUUUGAUUAUGAAACUAUGCCCCUUUAUGACGUAUGGUUUGAAGUAAAAGAUUCAGAUAAUCCACCUUUGAAAUCAUUUAUAGAAAUUGAAGUGAAAAUUACUGAUGCCAAUGACAAUGCCCCAGUAAUUGAACAAAUUUUAUACAAUGCAACCGUUCCAGAAGAGGAAUCGCCCCCACAAACUGUAGUGAAAAUAAAUGCUCACGAUGAUGAUUCGGACGAAAAUGGUAGAAUAAGCUUUAGGCUUUUAAACGACUAUGAAGAAACAUUUGUUAUUGACUCAUACAAUGGAGAAAUCUAUACAAAUAUUGCAUUAGAUCGAGAAUCAAUACCAUUUUAUGAAAUUAUAGUCGAAGCUGUUGAUCAUGGGACACCUCAACUGACAGGUACUUCAACAGUUCUUGUAACAGUUUCGGAUAAAAACGAUAAUCCUCCCAGAUUUACUAGACUCUUCAGCGUAAAUGUGACGGAAAAUGCUGAAAUUAGUUCAUUUGUCAUAAGAGUUACGAGUUCUGAUCAAGAUAUUGGCCCAAAUGCUAACGCUACCUACAGUUUUGUUGAAAAUCCGGGUGAAAAGUUUGUUAUCGACUCUUUUACUGGCAAUGUGACAGUAGCUCGUCCUCUAGAUAGAGAAAUGCAGGAUGAAUAUAUUUUAAAGGUUGCCGCUAUUGAUGGAGCUUGGAGAUCUGAAACUCCGUUAACUAUAACUAUACAAGAUCAAAACGAUAAUGCCCCGGAAUUUGAAUAUUCUUAUUAUAGUUUUAAUUUCCCAGAGUUACAAAAGAAAAAUAGCUUCGUUGGACAAGUUAUUGCUUCGGAUAAAGAUAAGCAAGGCCCAAACUCAAUCAUUUCCUAUUCUUUACAACAAACUUCAGAUUUGUUUUCGAUUGACCCUGCAACGGGAGAAAUACUAAGUAAAUUUACAAUGAACUAUAAACGCACAAUGGUAUACCCAUCCCCAGAAAAUUCUUAUUCCGUAACCGUUGUUGCAACUGAUAAUGGAAAACCACCUAUGUCAUCCGAAUGUUUAGUUACGAUUAAUAUUGUUGACGCCAAUAAUAAUAAACCAAAGUUUGAACCCCAUGAAAAACUUGUUCCUGUUCCAUACGAUGCCUUGAUUGGUGAAAAAAUUAUUAACCUAGAAGCAAAAGAUACACUGGACUACGGUAUCAAUGCUGAAAUAGAAUAUUAUGUGUUCAGUGGUAAUGGAACUGCUUACUUUACUGUGGAUAAGAUAUCAGGGUGGAUCAUUGUUAACAAACAAUUCCACAUUGUUGGACAAUUUUAUAAUAUAAAAGUAAAAGCUAUUGAUCGUGGAGUUCCACCCCAGCAAGAUGAAACUAGCCUUAUAUUUGUUGUAACAGGAGAAAAUAUUCAUAGCCCUAAAUUUACAGCUCUCAGCUAUCAAGUAAUUGUUCCAGAAAAUGAACCCAUUGGAUCUUCAAUAUUAACACUUAAAGGCAAUGAUGAGGAUGAUGGUCCUAAUGGUAUUGUAAGAUACGAGAUUUCCUCAGGAAACGAAGAUAACGUCUUUAAAAUCCACCCAGUGUCUGGUGUAAUAAGUAUUCUUCGUUCACUUGAUUAUGAUGAAGUGCAAGAAUAUAGACUUAAUAUUACUGCAAGAGACUUAGGCUUUAAGCCAAAAGAAGCAACGGCUACGGUGACAAUUAUUCUGACCGAUAUAAAUGAUAAUGCACCUGUAUUUAAUCAGACGCAUUAUCAGGCAUAUUUGCCUGAAAAUUCACCAAUUGAUACAUUUAUUUAUGAGGUCCGGGCGAAUGAUAUAGAUUCUCCAAAGAACGCAAUUAUCAAGUACAAAAUAAAAAAUAAAAUGACUGCUUUGUUUUACAUAAAUGAAAACACUGGUAAGAUUUAUUCGAAAGAAAUAUUUGACUAUGAAGAAAAGAAUACAUACAAAUUACAGAUAUUAGCGGAAAACCCGAAUUCUACGAUGCAAAGUACGACGGAAGUUAUAAUUCAAAUUACUGGUGUAAAUGAGUUUUAUCCAAAGUUUGUACAGCCCGUUUUUCACUUUGACGUUUCGGAAUCUGCAGAAGUUGGCACAAAUGUUGGAGUAAUACAAGCAAGUGACCAAGACAGUGGUGAAGAUGGUGUCAUAUAUUAUUUGUUUGUCGGAUCUAGUAACGACAAAGGCUUUAACAUUAAUUCUCAAACCGGUGUUAUUAGAGUUGCUCGAUACUUAGAUCGAGAAACACAAAAUAGAGUUGUUCUAACUGUUUUGGCCAAAAACUAUGGUAGUAUACAUGGCAACGAUACUGAUGAAGCUCAAGUUAUAAUAUCAAUACAAGAUGGAAAUGAUCCUCCAGUCUUUUUACGCCAUUAUUAUGAAACAUCAAUGUCCGAAGGAGCGCGUAUUGGUCAAAAUGUCAUUCAAGUACAAGCCGUAGAUAAGGAUGUACGACCUCAAAACAAUCAAUUUAGUUACUCUAUUCUAUCUGGAAAUGAUAACCAUGAUUUUAAAAUUGACCCACAAAGUGGGCUGAUAGAGGUUAGCAGAUACCUCGAUCGAGAGAAGGUGUCAACAUAUUCACUUAUAAUAGGCGCUAUCGACACUGGGGUUCCACCACAAACUGGAACUGCAACAGUAAAAAUAACACUUUCUGAUAUAAAUGAUAAUGGACCUAUUUUUGAUACAGACAACUUUGAUGGUUCCGUAUAUGAAAAUGAACCGCCUAAUACAAGUAUAACUACGCUCUCUGCUACAGAUCCAGAUUUACCACCAAAUGGCGCGCCGUUUUCGUAUAAACUAAUAGGAGGAAAACACCAGAGUUUUGUCAAAGUACACAAACAUACAGGAGUAUUACUUACAACUAAAAAAAUUGAUCGAGAACUUACUCCCUACUUAGAAAUAGACAUACAAAUCGAAGACAGUGGAAACCCAGUAAUGACAUCAAAUUACACAAUUCAAGUAAAGGUUUUAGAUAGGAAUGAUAACCCGCCAACACCAAGAUCUGUUCAUGUUUUAGUUUAUGCCUUUAACAACAAAGUACCAAUAGGCAAGAUAGCCGAUGUUAAGCCAAAUGACCUUGAUGUGGUAGGAGAUUACAAAUGUAAAAUUAUAAAAGAGACAACUACUGAAAAUACACUUUCACUUUUAACUAUACGAAGAGGAUGUGAUCUUUAUACCAAUUCUAUAAAACCAGGACAAGGAUAUUCUUUUUCAGUCUCUGGAAAUGAUGGUAUUCACAGAGAUGUGAUUUCAUCAGUAAGUCUUGAGUACUUUUUAUAUGAUAACGAAACUGUAGAGCAAUCCGUCACACUCCGCAUACUCAACAUAACUGCCACAAAUUUUUUGACACAUUAUUACCGUAUCUUGUUGGAAAUUUUAAAAGUUGGUCUAAAGAAUAAGGAAGUAAUUUCGAUAUAUAGUAUCAAUGAAUCAAAAGAUAGUUUGGAUUUGACCAUAGCAAUAAAAGAGGGUAAUUCUAUAUGGAAAAAAGAAAAUACGGAGUAUCACCUGAAGUCUAAGGAGGCAGAAAUAAAAAAAGUAAUAAAGAAACAACUCAUAAUACCCUACUUUCCUUGUUAUAAAAAUCCUUGCCAACAUUCAGGCAUAUGCAGUGAUGCCAUCAAUGUCAUAAAUGAUACAAAAGUAAUUGAAAGUUCAGCCUUAAUCAUUGCCUCGCCCGCAGUGGAGCAUGACUAUAACUGUCUCUGUAAUGAUAGAUUUGUGGGUAAAAACUGUGAAAAACGUCAAGAUCCUUGUUCACCAAACCCAUGUAAAUUUGGGGGACUUUGUCGAAAACAAGGUCACGAUUUCAUGUGUUCAUGUCCAGCUCGCCAUGAAGGUAAAACUUGUGAAGUAGAAAGAGAUGACGCAUGUAGUAGCAAUCCUUGUAAAAAUGGCGGAUCUUGCAAAGAAAGCUCAGAUCGAACUUCAUACUUCUGUUUAUGUCGUCCGGGCUAUCGUGGAAAUCAAUGUGAAGGUCUCAUUGAUUCAUGUAGACCUAACCCAUGUUUACAUGGCGGAAUAUGCAUUAGCCUUAAACCAGGAUAUAAAUGCAGCUGUACGAAUGGUCGCUAUGGGACACAUUGUGAAAGCUCAACGUUUGGCUUUAAUGAACUGUCAUAUAUGCAGUUCCCAGCCUUAGAUGCAUCGACUAAUGACAUUACCUUGAUAUUCGCUACAACUAAAGCAGAUGCCCUUCUAUUGUAUAACUACGGAGCACAGACGGGUGGUCGGUCAGAUUUUAUAGCUAUAGAACUACUGGGAGGGAAACCUGUAUUUUCCUUCGGAGGCGCGAGAACCUCGAUAACAACUGUAGCUAUUACGGACACUGAAAGAAAUUUAGCCGACGGUAAAUGGUAUAAGUUAACAGCAACAAGAAAUGGGCGAGUUAUUUCACUGAGUAUUGCUUCAUGCACAGACCACGGCGACAUAUGUACAGAAUGUGAGCCAGGCGACAAAUCCUGCUAUGAUGAUGCUACUGGUCAAGCUGGCACCCUUAACUUCAACAACGAGCCUCUUCUUAUUGGUGGUUUAGAAAAGGCAGAUCCUGCUUUAGAACGACCAGGUCAAAUACAUUCUGAUGACUUUGUAGGCUGCAUGCACAGUAUAUCAGUAAAUGGCCGAUUAUUGAAUUUAACCAUUCCAUUGAAAGCAAGAGGCGUUGAAGCAAAUUGCGAUAGAUCAGAAAAUGGAGCAUGUUACAAGAAUGAUUUAUGCGGCAGUGGUGAAUGUGUUGAUCGUUGGAAAACGAAUUAUUGUAAAUGCGGAGGUAAUAUAAUCUCAUCAGACUGUGGCUCUUCAUUACAAAGUAUCUCUGUUGCAGAGACUGGAUUUUUAUUUUACACAAUUUCCGAAAAACACAGACGUAUGCAACUGCUUGAAUCCUUUUAUGGAGGAAGCACUACGUGGGAUAAAAAAACAAGUAGAAGUUAUGGUAAAACUGUAUCUAAAUCCAAUAAUCCAACUAAAACUUUAUCUUUCUCUUUUAAAUCUCAUAAGCCGUUUGGUUUGCUUUUUUAUGCUGCUACGGAUAAGUACUAUACCUUAGUAGAAUUAAUUGACGGAAAGGUCAGUUACACUUCAAAACAAAGUUCACUUGUGAAUAUGACUCAAACUGAGCAACACGAUGUUUCUGAUGGCAACUGGCACAAUGUUACGUUGUAUGCCUAUGGAAGGAGUAUUAAAUUAAUCGUGGAUAAUAAAAUUGUCGGUGAGGAGCUUGAUGCUGCAAGUGUACAUGAUUUUCUUGAUCCAUACUUAACAGUUAUAUCAUUAGGUGGUGUCAAAUCGGAGUGGAUAUCAAAUUAUCAGAAAUUCGAAGGUUGUCUCACAAAUUUUACAGUAAAUCAUGAAAUCCAACCAUUCACAGGAAAUGGAAGCAUUUUUAAAGAAGUUAACCGUAAAGGAAAAGUGAUAUCUGGAUGUCAUAGUGCUUUUGGAGCAGGCUUAGCCCAAAACCCUGAUCCAUUAAGCAUCGGGAUAACACUAGUCAUAUCAUUCUUUAUCAUUCUAAUAGUAGCCAUAUUAGUUUCUUUCAUAGUUUUCCGCCUUCGAAAACAGAAAAAAGAAAAGAACGGUGUUCCAAAUCUAAAAAGUAAUGCUGUACAUUCCAAGCAAAACGGGGGACCGGCUAUGCUUAAUGCACCUAAUUUAAUCGCUGGUACAAAUGACAAUUUAUUAAAUAGAAAUAUGCACACUAAUGAAACAAGUCUAAGCAGUUAUAUGUCAGAAGGUGCUGAUAUUAUGCGAAAUGUGGGUCAUAUUGUCGGACCGGAGCUACUAUCCAAAAAAUAUAAAGACCGGGAAAUAAUGAACCUUGAUCCUCCACGGCCCCAAAGACCUGAUAUCAUUGAAAGGGAAGUAGUAGGAAAAAGCCCAGCCCUUAGAGACGAUCAUCACGUACUACCUCCAACGUCAACUAAUACCUCGCAUUCUCAUAAUCACGAGCACCCUAGUGGCAUGGAUUUAAAUUCUGAAGUACCUGAACAUUAUGACCUUGAAAAUGCAAGUUCUAUUGCGCCGUCGGAUAUAGAUAUAGUUUACCAUUAUAAAGGAUUUAGAGAAGCAGCUGGAGUACGGAAAUACAAAGCAACUCCGCCACCGAUUGCAAGCUAUCACCACAAACACCAAAAUCCACAGCAUAGGCAUUCACCACAUCAUUCAAGUGGCUAUCCACCCAGAGCACUCCCACAGGCUUCCCAGCCACCUCCUCAACCAAGACAACAUCAAACAACACCUCUUGCACGACUAUCGCCAAGCAGUGAGCUCAGCCAACAGCCAAGGAUAUUAACGCUGCAUGACAUUUCAGGCAAACCACUUCAGAGUGCUUUGCUAGCCACAACAUCUAGUUCCGGUGGUGUUGGUAAAGAUGCGUUACAUAGCAAUAGUGAAAGAAGUUUAAAUAGUCCAGUUAUGUCACAGUUAAGCGGACAAAGUUCGUCAGCAGGAAGAAAAACCCCUAAUGUAUCGGCUCAAGUGCCUCAAGUUUCUGUUGGCUCCGGAGCUGUGGGGCUAACUGCUGAGGAAAUAGAGAGAAUGAAUGCCCGGCAGCGCACUUCAAGUUUAGUAUCCACAUUAGAUGCUGUGUCAAGCUCUAGUGAAGCGCCUCGUAGUGGCGGGGUCAAUCACCAUAUGUCCCAUAGACACCAUUCCCCACCGGUGGAUAAUAGGAGUUCAACGGGGUCAGACGACGAAAGUGGGAAUGACAGCUUUACGUGUUCAGAAAUAGAAUAUGAUAAUAAUAGUUUAAGUGCCGAUAAACCCGAAGAUGUUAGAAGGCCUAACGUGACUAGUACCAAUAAUAGUAAAAAGCCGAUACUGCCACCACCAUAUGAAAGUUUCGAUUCCUCCUUUCGUGGUUCCUUAAGUACUUUAGUCGCUUCGGAUGAUGAUAUAGCGCCACAUGUAGGAGCAGUUCUAUACAGGCAAGCCAAUGGAUCUCCAGCCCCGGCAACGUUGGGUUGGGAUUACCAUUUGAAUUGGGGACUUAACUUUGAAAGUAUGAUAGGCGUCUUUAAGGAUAUUGCUGAACUGCCAGACUCAGUAAAUGGACGCAUGUCUUCCUCAUUAAGGCUUCCUAAUGGAACACCGAAACCUUCAGAAGAAUAUGUUUAA
Molecule: messenger RNA, 9873 nt
Organism: Pieris macdunnoughi
Lineage: Eukaryota; Metazoa; Arthropoda; Insecta; Lepidoptera; Pieridae
Source: the annotation of a GenBank genome assembly